Messenger RNA from Homo sapiens (human), 9966 nucleotides. It is a transcript of the gene RAD51D, whose product is annotated as RAD51 paralog D. Bases 248 to 1234 code for a protein of 328 amino acids. Gene Ontology annotation, molecular function: DNA binding; ATP-dependent DNA damage sensor activity; ATP binding. NCBI's taxonomy places the organism in Eukaryota, Metazoa, Chordata, Mammalia, Primates, Hominidae. Gene Ontology annotation, cellular component: nucleus; centrosome; chromosome, telomeric region. The transcript is spliced from 10 exons. Gene Ontology annotation, biological process: telomere maintenance; DNA repair; double-strand break repair. The record is from RefSeq and is marked reviewed.
GGAAGCGGCAGCGCGGCGCGACCCGGCGGGCGGGCUCUGGGCGCGGGAAUCCCGGCGGAUCCCGGGCGGGCGGAUGACCCCCAGCCCUACCCUUGGUGCCGCCUCCUCCUCUCUCCUUUCUCCUCCGGCAGCCAGCGCGCCUGUGUCCUCUCUAGGAAGGGGUAGGGGAGGGGCGUCUGGAGAGGACCCCCCGCGAAUGCCCACGUGACGUGCAGUCCCCCUGGGGCUGUUCCGGCCUGCGGGGAACAUGGGCGUGCUCAGGGUCGGACUGUGCCCUGGCCUUACCGAGGAGAUGAUCCAGCUUCUCAGGAGCCACAGGAUCAAGACAGUGGUGGACCUGGUUUCUGCAGACCUGGAAGAGGUAGCUCAGAAAUGUGGCUUGUCUUACAAGGCCCUGGUUGCCCUGAGGCGGGUGCUGCUGGCUCAGUUCUCGGCUUUCCCCGUGAAUGGCGCUGAUCUCUACGAGGAACUGAAGACCUCCACUGCCAUCCUGUCCACUGGCAUUGGCAGUCUUGAUAAACUGCUUGAUGCUGGUCUCUAUACUGGAGAAGUGACUGAAAUUGUAGGAGGCCCAGGUAGCGGCAAAACUCAGGUAUGUCUCUGUAUGGCAGCAAAUGUGGCCCAUGGCCUGCAGCAAAACGUCCUAUAUGUAGAUUCCAAUGGAGGGCUGACAGCUUCCCGCCUCCUCCAGCUGCUUCAGGCUAAAACCCAGGAUGAGGAGGAACAGGCAGAAGCUCUCCGGAGGAUCCAGGUGGUGCAUGCAUUUGACAUCUUCCAGAUGCUGGAUGUGCUGCAGGAGCUCCGAGGCACUGUGGCCCAGCAGGUGACUGGUUCUUCAGGAACUGUGAAGGUGGUGGUUGUGGACUCGGUCACUGCGGUGGUUUCCCCACUUCUGGGAGGUCAGCAGAGGGAAGGCUUGGCCUUGAUGAUGCAGCUGGCCCGAGAGCUGAAGACCCUGGCCCGGGACCUUGGCAUGGCAGUGGUGGUGACCAACCACAUAACUCGAGACAGGGACAGCGGGAGGCUCAAACCUGCCCUCGGACGCUCCUGGAGCUUUGUGCCCAGCACUCGGAUUCUCCUGGACACCAUCGAGGGAGCAGGAGCAUCAGGCGGCCGGCGCAUGGCGUGUCUGGCCAAAUCUUCCCGACAGCCAACAGGUUUCCAGGAGAUGGUAGACAUUGGGACCUGGGGGACCUCAGAGCAGAGUGCCACAUUACAGGGUGAUCAGACAUGACCUGUGCUGUUGUUUGGGAAACAGGGAAGCAUUGGGGACCCCUCCCAACUUUUCUUCCCAGUAACGCCUGCUGUUUACUGCCACCUGGCACUGGUGACUACAGACGUUCUCAGGCUGGCCAGAAGAGACAUCUUGGGUUCCUUGGCCUCACUCUCUGUAAGCAUAUAAACCACAGGCGAAAGAGGAUGCUGCAUUGCGAGGACCCAGAAAUUCAUACUGGUGCCACGUUUCCUUCCCUUAUUUCUAACGUGUAUGUUUCUGGUGGAAACCAAGUUCACCCUGGCUGGGAGCAUCUCUGAUGAGGCAUGCUGGCGACUGGAUGGAUAAUCCUGUGCAUCACCAUUGUGUCCUGUGCUCCCUCCUAGCGCAGUGGCCAAGCCGGGAAAGCCUCUAACUUGCCUUUGCUGCUGCUGCCUUUUUUUUCUUUUGUCUCUGCCUUUCCAUUUGUUAGAUGGGGGCCCACUCUUCCUUAGCUCUGUCUCUGAGUUACUGGGUGGAAAUAAGCUUAUAAAUGAAAUACUCUUCUUCAUCUCUGUUUUGCUCUUAAAAAUAUAAAAAGGCAAUUCCCCGAGCCCUAGAGCCACCUGAUUUCCCCUUAGAAGGCUGUUUUUCAGUUUCCCCCAGUGAGGCCCAAAGAACAGUUUAUUCCUCCUUUCCUCUUGCUGAUUUGGUUUCAGACCUGCCUGCAUCACCAUGACUAGGUGAGAACGUGUGGGCUCGCUGCAGUUCCAGGGAUAUAAUUUAACAGAAAGGGAGGGUAUGACCUGCUCCUGGUGAAUCCAGCCACUCAUUUAAUAUGCAUGGUGCCCUGUGGGGCCCCUCCACAGUACAGCAUAACCAGAGGUGCUGAACCAUGGCCUUGCCCAUAAACAGACAGAGGAGAAUUUGCACAGUAAAUAGAGCCAGCUGGGAAAAUUGAUGCUGACGUAAAUAAUACAUGGCAAAUCUAGUCCUUUAUGCAGAAAUUCAUUGCUGGUGGCUCCAAGAUGCAAUAUAAUUACACCUCUCUUCCUGCCAGCUGUACCACAGCUAGUGCCCUAGUGUAUGAAAUAAUCCCUCUGUCUUUCACCAGCACUGUGGCCAUCCGUCUGAGAGCCAUGACCCUGGCUGGGAGGGGACGAAGACACCAGGGAAUGGAAAAUAAAAGGAAAAGUACAGAAAUGAUCAGGAUUGGUUACUGGCCACAUCUUUUAAAGGAAGGUCAUCUUUCUUGGUUAGAGAGCCUGUUGUGUAAUUAAUCAGUUAUGUCUUGGCUGCAGGAAAGGAGGGUCCGAGUUACACUCAGAAAGUAAUGACAUUUAGAGGUGAUGAAUGCAACAGGGAUAGAAUCAUGGAGGAUUGGGAAGGAGUGGCAAACUGGCACCAGGGUGUUGGAUUCAGGACAGGGUUGGUAAGCCUAAGCCUGGGGGAAUCCUAGCGCUUGCUUUCACAGAAGACCUCAGGAGAAAUUAAUCUUCAGUAUCUUUAUACCAUGGGUGAUUGGCACAUUCCUGCAACCACAGUAAGAUGCAAUACAUGAAGCUGGAAAUUGCAAAUUCUUGCCACUCAAGGUACUAUUUGGGCAUCUUCAGCCCACAGCAGACAUGACCAAUCGGGCACAAGCACUCUUUUUUGUGGAAGUCAAAGUGUUUUUAGAAGUUUUUCUCAAUAUAGCACUCCAGGGGGCCACUACCAGUCAGUUGGAGUUGGUAUUCAAGGUGGAGUCUGGUUGCCGUCUCUGCCCUGUUCCCAUUAUGUAGUGAGUUCAGGUACUUAAUACCUAACUGAGGACCCUAGGACUGCAGUUUGAGAUCAUCUGGGGCCAGGCACAGUGGCUCACACCUAUAAUGGUAGCACUUUGGGAGCCUGAGGCGGGAGGAUCACUUGAGCCCAGGAGUUUAACAGUUUAAAAUCAGCCUGGGCAACAUGAUGAGACAUCGUUUCUACAAAAAAAUUUUUUAAAUUAGCUAGGCAUUGUGAUGUGCACCUGUGGUCCCUGCUACUUGGGAGCCUGAGGCAGGAGAAUCGCUUGAACCUUGGAGGUUGUGGCUGCAGUGAGCCCUGAUCGCACCACUACACCCCAGCCUGGGUAACAGAGCAAGACCCUGUCUCAAGGAAAAAAAAAAUCAUCUGGCCCAUCCUGUUACUUAACAGAGAAGGUACCUGAGGCUCAAAAAGGAUGACUGACAGUCCUAGUGGCAGAAUGGAGGUGGGAUCUGGAACCCACAACUUGAUUCCUAGGACUCUUUUUUUUUUAAUUCCCACAUUGGCUGGGUGUGGUGGCUCACGCCUGUAAUCCCAGCACUUUGGGAGGCUGAGGUGGGUGGAUCACCUAAGGUCAGGAGUUCCAGACCAGCCUGACCAACAUGGUGAAACCCCGUCUGUACUAAAAAUACAAAAAUUAGCCAGGCAUGGUGGCCCAUUUCCUGUAAUCCCAGCUACUCAGGAGGCUGAGGCAGAAUCGCUUGAACCUGGGAGGCGGAGGUUGCAGGGAGCUGAGAUGGCGCCACUGCACUCCAGCCUGAGCGACAGAGUGAGACUCCGUCUCAAAAAAAAAAAAAAAAUGCAAAAAUUAGCCAGGCGUCGUGGCGCAUGUCUGUAAUCCCAGCUCCUCGAGAGGCUGAGUGGGGAGGAUCACUUGAGCCCAGGAGGCAGAGGUUGCAAUGACCUGCGAUCAUGCCACUGCACUCCAGCCUGGGCAACAGAGACUCUGUUUCAAAAAGAAAAAAAAAAUCCCCACAUUUUAUUUAAUUUUCAGUCCAUACAGUUCUAUUCCUGCUAGGGCUGUAACUCCAGCUGAAGGCACCACAGCUGUCACCCAAGGAGUUUCUGUGGCCAUGGGAAGGUGUUGCAUUCACUGCUACUUGAGACCACCACGUGACAUUCCUGCAGGCUGUGCCCCUCACAGCCAGCUUCAUCCUUUGGCUCCUCCUAGACCAGGACUUUGUCUUGCCUGCCUGCUGCCACUGCACUCUGUUCCGGCCACACCACACUGUGCAGUCCCCUGGUAGGACUUGGGCUAGGCUGGCUCUCCUGUCCAAGUGCCUUUUGCUCCCUUUGCUUAUGUGUCUGUCUCUGCCCAGCUCCCACUGUGUCUGGUGCACACCCACCCUGACAUCCUUUUUUAUGCCUCAGCUGUGAUCUAGAUAGAUGCUUACAGUAACUUCCCUGUAUUAGUUAUUCACUUGUACUUUCUGUUCACGUGUCUGCCUACAGGCUCCCACUUUUUGUCACUUUUUCUCUUUAUACAUUAUGGAAGCUCAGUAAUGAUUAAAUAGAUGAAUGAUGUUUUAAAAAUAUAUUUUAAAAAAGCAAAGGACUGGCUCUAUCUCAGGGGUUCCUUCCAUAAAGCGUCAACUUUCAAUUUCCCCUGCGGGGGUGGUUUGAGACCUGAGGGCACUCUCUAGUUCUUAGGAAAAAAAUAUACAUAUACAUAUACAUAUAUAUAUAUAUAUACACACACACACACACACAUAUACACACAUAUAUAUACAUAUAUAUACACACAUAUAUAUAUAUACACACAUAUAUAUACACACAUAUAUAUACACAUAUGAGCCAGGCGCAGUGGCUCACGCCUGUAAUCCCAGCACUUUGGGAGGCCAAAGUGGGCGGAUCACAAGGUCAGGAGUUCAAGACCAGCCUGGCCUAUAUAGUGAAACCCUGUCUCUACUAAAAAUACAAAAAUUAGCUGGGUGUGAUGGCUCGCAUCUGUAAUCCCAGCUACUUGGGAGGCUGAGGCAUGAGAAUCGCUUGAACCUGGGAGAUGGAGGUUGCAGUGAGCCGAGAUUGUGCCACUGUACUCUAGCCUGGGCAACAGAGUGAGACUCCAUCUAAAAAAUAUAUAUAUAUGUUCACACCCACAUCAUUGAGUCCCCAGAGUGUCUUCUUACAUAUCUUUUUACAGGGGACUAUUGUAUGCCCUUCGUCUGACAUCAGAUGAAAUUAAUGUUGAGAUCCUACUAUGUGCUAGCACUUGAUGGCCUUAAUUAAAAAUCAGGCAUUUGAAUUCCCAAGGACUCAGGCAAAGGUCCAUGUAUCAUUAAGGCUGCAAGUAACAAAACCUAGGCUUAAAGAAGUGUAAAUACUAGGGACACUUAUUUAUAUUUAUUUCUUUUAUGUUUCAAGACAGAGUCUUGCUCUGGAGUGCAGUGGCACAAUCACGGCUCACUGUACCCUCUACCUCCCAAGCUCAAGUGAUCCUCCCACUUCAGUCUCCCAAGUAGCUGGGACUACAGGUGUGUGCCACCACACCCAUCUAAGUUUUGUAUUUUUUGUAGAGACGGGGUCUCUGUACGUUGCCCAGGCUGGUCUUGAACUCCUGGGCUCAGGUGAUCUACCCGCCUUGACCUCCCAAAGUGCUAGGGAUUACAGUCAUGAGCCACCAUGCCUGGCAGGGACACUUAUUAUCUCUGAUAACAGGAAGUCUGAGGUUUGUUAAUUUAGUGGCUCAUUGUCAAAUGGCGUAGAGCCUUUGCAUCCUUCUGCUCUGUUCUUUUAUGUUGGUUUUGUCUUCAAGCUUGUUCCCCUUAUGAAAGCCUGGCUGCAGCCAUUUUGAGCAUCAAUCCAGACGUGACAAUAUCUACAGGCAGGAGAAGGAUCGCCUCCUGUGUGUCCUUUAAAGAACAAGGUGUUAACAUGCCAGGAACUGUGGCUCCUGACUGUAAUCCCAGUAAUUUGGGAAGCCAAAGUAGGAGGAUCGCCUGAGGCCAGGAGUUCCAGACCAGCCUGGGCAACAUAGCAAGACCCUAUCUCUAUAAAAUAAAAUAAUAAAAAUUAAGAAAACAAGGUGUUAAAAGACAAAAUUAAAGCAAAUAUAGUUUUGCAGAUUGUAAUUGACUUUUAUUUGCAAUUCUAGAAUUGGGCUGCCCUCAGAACCAGGACAGGUUCAGAGAAUUCCAGAGCUGCAACAUAGUCUGAAAGCAUUUAUGGUCAGAAAACAGAAAUGAGAUACAAAGACAACUAAUUGGUUACAGCUCUGCCUUUGCCUUAUUUGAAAAUGGUUUGAAUAGUUGGCUGCCUGGAACCCACUGAAGCUGAUGAUGUGAUUGGCUGAGCCUCAGCAAUCUGUUACAAAAGUAUACUCCUAAAUUAGGUUUUCAGUUAGUUUGCAUACUAAGGCUGCAGUUUGUUAAGGGCCCAAGUAAAGCCUCCUCAGGUCAAUUUUUUUUUUCUUUUUGAGAUGGAGUCUUGCUCUUGCUCAGGCUGGAGUGCAGUGGCGUGAUCUCAGCUCACUGCACCUCUGCCUCCCGGGUUCAAGUGAUUCUCCUGCCUCAGCCUCCUGAGUAGCUGGGACUACGACUACAGGCGCCUGCCACUAUGUCCGGCUAAUUUUUUGUAUUUUUAGUAGAGAUGGGGUUUCAUCAUGUUGGCCAUGGCUGGUCUCGAACUCCUGACCUCAGAUGAUCUGCCUGCCUCAGCCUCCCAAAGAACUGGGAUUAUAGGCAUGACCCACUGUGACUAGCCCUCAGGCCAAAUUUAGCUUUUGUUUGUUUGUUUGAGACGGAGUCUCUGUCACCUAGGCUGGAGUGCAGUGGCAUGAUCUUGGCUCACUGCAACCUCUGCUUCCUGGGUUCAAGCAAUUCUGCCGCAGCCUCCCGAGUAGCUGGGAUUACAAGCAUGCGCCCCCAUCCCCGGCUCUUUUUGUAUUUUUAGUAGAGAUGGGGUUUCACCAUGUUGGCCAGACUGGUCUCAAACUCCUGACCUCAGGUGAUUCACCUGCCUCUGCCUCCCAAAGUGCCUGGAUUACAGGCGUGAGACACCACACCCGACCCCAAAUUUAAUUUAACAAAGGACUAACUCAGAACUAACUUCCAACCAAAGCUGACUCACCUCAAAUCUCAUUGGUGCAGAAUUGCUUCAUACACCCAUGUGUAAUACAGUAACUGGCAAGAAAAAGGGACUGCUGUGAUUGACUCAAACCAACUAGGAAAUAGCCCUGGAGCUGAGGCUGGGGACAGGCUUUCCUGAAGCACAUGCUGGAGCCACUGAAAGAAAAAUGGGAGUUCUCCUUUCUACUAGAAAGGAGAGUGUGUGGAUGAACUGGAUGCUGGGUGGGCAGCCUCUCACUAGUACUUACGGUAGUACCAAAGACGAGUUAAUCAAGGCUCUAUUAUGUAUCCUUAGGCCCUUGAUGCAUGUCUCAUUAUGACCUUAGGACAGCCUUGUGGCAGAGGGAAUGAUUCCAUUUAAUAGACAGUAAAUGGGAUCUCAGUGAGGUUAAGGACAUAAAGCUAAUAAGUGGCAGCACGGGAAUCCAGACACAUGUCUGCCUGAUACCAAACCCAUUUUUUCCCAUCUGCACGCUGCCUUCUGCUGUAAAUAUGUAAAUGUUUCCACAAAAUUCUUUUUCAUACUUUGCCCUGAUAGCAGCAGGGGCUGCACAUCCCAACCUCUUUUCAGCUUAGCUCACCAUAAAAAGCGGGAUCAGAGAUCUACUUCUCAGCUCUUUCUGAUUUCCCCCAGGGAAGUUACAAAAGAAUGACAAAAACUUGGAGAAGGCAGAUAUCAUUAGUAUUAAAGAGAACUGGAGGUUUAGGGGGAAAUAAAGCUGAAUAAAAAACAGCAGGGCUGGCUGAGCGUGGUGGCUCACGCCUGUCAUCUCAGCGCUCUGGGAGGCUGAGGUGGGUGGAUCAUUUGAAAUCAGAAGUUCGAGACCAGCUUGGCCAACAUGGCGAAACCCCAUUUCUACUAAAAAUACAAAAAUUAGCCGGGCGUGGUGGCGGGUGCCUGUAGUUCCAGCUACUCAGAAGGCUGAGGCAGGAGAAUCGCUUGAACCCGGGUGGUGGAAGUUGCAGUGAGCCAAGAUCACACUACUGCACUCCAGUCUGGGUGACGGAACAAGACUCCAUCUCAAAAAAACAAAACAAAACAGGGCCUAUGCAUCCCUGAGAUGUGAAGCAGGGGGAGAUAAGGGAUUUAGAUGUAUAUCCUACUAGGUUUUUGCUGUGUUCUGCCAUGCAGUUGUCUGGGCAGGAUUUAUUUAUAUUUUAAUUUAUUUCAGGGGCCAUGCUAAUCAUCUUUGUAUUGUUCCAAUUUUAGUGUAUGUGCUGCUGAAGCAAGCACUGGGUAAGGUUUAAACUGUCUAGUUCUGUGUGCUGGGGUUUGGCAUUGGAGAAGGCUCUGUGAUGCAUAGACCUUAAAUUAGAGUUAGGUAUAUUAUUAAUCCAAAGUGAUCCUGAAUGCUUUCUAUCAUUUUUUUCUUGUCCUAUUGCACUGGCUAAACUGACUUUUAGUACUACACAGAAUAGAAGCAACAAUAACAAUCAUCCUUGUCUUGUUCCUAACUUUAGUGGACUAUUUACAAUAUUUUACUGAGUUAGAUGCCUUAGGUUCCACGUAGCUGCUCUUUAUGAAAGACCUCACUGGGUUACCCUUCAGUCUUGGAGGAGUCUGGGUAUUGGCCAUGACAUUUGCCAUGAAUGAUGGAGUUCUCUCUGCCAGGUCCUCAUGCCCUGGAGCUGUACGGCUGCACUUCAGCUGCUGCACAUUUGACUUUUUGAGUAGCCCUUGAAUCUCUGCUCUUCCUUGGCCUCUCUAUAGUUUUUGGUAUAAUAGCCUCAGCUUAAGUUUGAGUUUUGUAGGAAAACAAUGGGCCUGUGCUGACAAAGAUACAAAGUCAAGGAACAGGAUUUUUUAUAUCUCAACUAACUUGGUCCUAGCUUUGACAUUUACUUGCCAUAUAACAAUGGAUGAAUAACAGUCUCUUUAAGCCUUAGUUUCAUCCACCGUGAAAUGGGAAAAAUAAUAUCUGUUUCAUAGAGUUGUUUUAGGAUCAUGUAACUUAUGUAAAACACUGAAUAGUUUUCCAGGCAUGAUAUAGGCACUCAAUCUCAUAUUAUGAAUAAGCUUAUGAUGCAUGGGGGAUACUGAUGACAGCUUUCUUCUGUCCAGGCAGGCCCAGCUACAUGGUGGUAUGACCAGUGCAGUCACACAGCCCCAUGCUUAGCAGGGCUCUGCACUUAGUUUAAUGCUCUGCUGUUGCCAUCUUGAAGUUCUUAAUUUUUAAACAAGCAUCCCAUAUUUUGCACUGUUUCUUGCAAACAGUGUAGCCAGUUCUGUCUCCAGGAAUGGAUCCAGCACUAGUACUGGCCCUUCUCUUUGGGAAACAUCCUUCCAUUGAUUUCUUAGGGAGUAAAUCCCUUGAAGAGUAACCUCCCAUAGAAAAAUUAGGGUUAGCACCCUGUGUAUGUUUAUCUCUAACUGUUCCAUUCUCAGUAACCUACACAUCCUCUCUCAUUAAAAAAACAAAACAAAACAAAAAACACUUUAUAUUUUACAGAAGCUAUUAGAUCCAGAGAGGUUGGUAGGGGUGCUGGUGAAAUGGAAUGGUGAUUUGGGAUUUUGGAAUCAGGAAAAAGAUCUAAGUUCAAAACCCUGCUAGUCCCUUUCUGGCCGAGUUACUUGGACAAGGUAAUGUCUCUGUCCUACUGGUAAAGUGUAUGUUGCAGGGGAAUUACAUUCUUUGUUGGUAAAAUAUAUGCCUCAGGGGAAUUAAACAGAUAAUUUAUGUAAAGUGCCUUUCACAGAGAGUCUGGCACAUAGUAGGUGGUCGGUCACUAUUAAUUCUUCCAGCUCUUGCCAGAAAUAACUAAAAUCAGGGCACUAGGACUUCCAAGCCGUGCUGCUACUAAUAAAAGAAAUAAUAUGAUUUAUUUUUUCACAACUGUUUGGGGAAAGGCCUGUGCUUCAUAAAUAUGCGUUGGAAAGUACUUAGCAAAUGAGUAGAAAUAAUAAAAAUAUGUCCAAGUAAA